AUGGCGUUCAGUGGGACGCUGCAGAAAUGCAAGGCUUGUGAUAAGACUGUUUAUGUGGUGGAUUUGUUGUCUGCUGAUGGAGUUGCCUAUCACAAAUCCUGCUUCAAGUGCAGUCACUGCAAAGGAACUCUUGUGAUGAGCAAUUACUCUUCCCUGGAUGGGGUCCUCUACUGCAAGCCUCACUUUGAACAACUCUUCAAGGAGAGUGGAAAUUUCAGUAAAAAUUUCCAAACAGGAAAGUCUGAGAAGCCAAGUGACGGGUCCAAGGCCCCUAGCAAAUUAUCCUCAAUGUUCUGUGGGACUCAAGACAAAUGUGCCACUUGCCAUAAAACUGCCUAUCCACUAGAGAAGGUGACCGUGGAGGGUGAAUCUUAUCAUAAGUCAUGCUUUAAGUGCUCUCAUGGAGGUUGCUCUCUUACACCUUCAAACUAUGCUGCAUUGGAUGGAAUUUUGUACUGCAAGCACCAUUUUGCUCAGUUGUUCAAGGAGAAGGGAAGCUACAAUCAUGUCAUCACGGCAGUUAAGAAAAAUUCUGCUCAAACAGAUGGAGAAGGAAAAGCUGAAGGAGAGGGAGAAGCAGAAGCAGAAGCAGAAGAAUCAUAG
Molecule: messenger RNA, 603 nt
Organism: Nelumbo nucifera (sacred lotus)
Lineage: Eukaryota; Viridiplantae; Streptophyta; Magnoliopsida; Proteales; Nelumbonaceae
Product: LIM domain-containing protein PLIM2a
Source: RefSeq, a predicted model, not a curated record